Cydia splendana is the source of this 3500-nucleotide messenger RNA. Its product is annotated as probable ATP-dependent RNA helicase DHX34. The coding region runs from base 54 to 3491 and encodes 1145 amino acids. Gene Ontology annotation, molecular function: RNA binding; helicase activity; ATP binding. The record is from RefSeq and is a predicted model, not a curated record. Lineage: Eukaryota; Metazoa; Arthropoda; Insecta; Lepidoptera; Tortricidae. Gene Ontology annotation, biological process: nuclear-transcribed mRNA catabolic process, nonsense-mediated decay. Gene Ontology annotation, cellular component: intracellular anatomical structure. The transcript is spliced from 22 exons.
GGAGAUAAACAAAUUACCAAAAAUAUUGUUAAAUUUUUGUCCAUGAUUGCAUUAUGCCUCGUACUGCAAGUCCGUCCAGGCAUUCUUCAAAGAGAAGAAGAUCUCAUUCACGAGAGUAUCGUGAUUACAAACAGCGUAAAACAUCUCCAGGCCCCAGCACUUCACAGCCAGAAACCGAAUUCAGUUACGAAAACUUUAAGCGCACUUUGAAUAAGAUAAUUCUAUACAGUAAUGAAAGUAAUACAGUGGCAAAUAGUUUAGAUGACUUCUGGGUAUUUGUUAAAAAGUACGAAGCGACGUUGAAAAAGGCGGGUAAGCCUAUACUUGAAUAUCAAACUGAAGAAAAACAUUUUUCUAAGUUUAACUGCAUCAACUUUAACACUAAGUUAAAAUAUGUUGAUGUUGCUCAUGAUGAAAAAGAGAGGAGAAAAAUGGAUAAGAAAACAUUUGAAGCGUUUCUGAACGUAGUGUCAAUUUAUUUGGACUUUAAGAAUAAGGAGAAAUUUGAAAAGCUAAGGAAAUUAAGGCAGGCUCAGAGGGAUUUGCCAGUAGCUAAAUAUAGGCAAGAAAUAAUAACAGCAGUACAGAAUGAAAAGGUAGUUAUUGUUGCCGGAGACACUGGCUGUGGGAAGUCCACACAGGUGCCGCAGUAUCUACAUGAAGCUGGCUUCCAAAAUAUAGCUUGCACUCAACCAAGGAGAAUAGCCUGCAUAUCUCUGUCAAAACGAGUAGCAUUUGAAACUCUGAGCCAAUUCCAGAGCAAAGUUGGUUACCAAAUCAGAUUUGAAAAGAGCAAGACAGCAGACACAAAGAUAAGUUUCAUCACUGAAGGAUUACUGCUCAGACAAAUGUCAUCGGAAAACCUGCCAAGCUACGACGUGAUUAUACUAGACGAGAUUCACGAAAGGCACUUAAUGGGUGACUUCCUGUUGGGUGUGCUGAAGUGCCUGAUACACAGUCGGACAGACAUCAAGCUGGUGCUUAUGUCCGCUACUAUCAAUAUUAAGCUGUUUGAGGAUUAUUUUUCUGCUGAAUCAGCUGUUGUCAUACAGGUACCAGGUAGAUUGUUUCCAAUAGAAUUGCAGUACAAGCCGAUAUUUAUUGAAGAUAAACCUACGCGAGAAGACAGACUCGACCCUCAGCCUUACGUUCAAAUAAUGCAGCUGAUUGACAACAAAUAUCCUAGUGACGAGAGAGGAGACCUUUUGAUUUUCAUGUCUGGCGUACAAGAAAUAACAGCGAUUUGCGACGCGGCACAACAGUAUACCGAGAAAACGAAGAAAUGGAUCGUACUUCCUUUACAUAGUGGCUUGUCUAUUGCCGAACAAGAUAAGGUGUUCGAUUAUCCACCAGAGGGCGUCCGAAAGUGUAUCGUGUCUACCAACAUCGCCGAAACAUCUGUCACUAUCGAUGGAAUUAGAUUCGUCGUUGAUUCUGGAAAGGUUAAAGAAAUGAGCUACGAUUCAACCACAAAAAUGCAGCGAUUGAAAGAGUUCUGGAUAUCUCAAGCGAGCGCGGAUCAGAGGAAAGGCAGAGCCGGAAGGACAGGCCCCGGCGUCUGCUAUCGCGUAUACUCCGAGAAACAAUACAACGAGAUGGACCCAUUCAGCACACCCGAAGUAUCCCGCGUACCGCUCGCCUCCUUACUACUCCUCAUGAGCUCGCUCGGCGUGAGCGACGUCAGGAGGUUUCCAUUUGUCGAUGCUCCACCCGAACAAGCUAUAGAGAAUGCUCUAUUAGAACUAAAGCAACAUGGCGCCCUAACAGCCAAUGAAAAACUCACGGCACUAGGUCGAGCAUUGGCCAACUUGCCCGUCGAAGUCUCCUUAGCCAAAGCCUUAGUGAUAGGCAGCGCUACAUUACCACCACAUAAACGAGAUUCUGCUCUCGCCCUGGCCGCUGCUUUAGGCAUAAGGUCGAUAUUUACUACAAGAGCGCAUAGGGAUUUUGAAUGCGAGAACGCAAGAAAACCUGACGAGUCUGACCACGGGGAUCCGUUAACUCUACUAUCACUAUAUUGUUCGUGGCUCGGUGAGAAGGCUCGUGGUGGCGGCCGCGCCUGGUGCCGCCGUCGCGGUGUGGAGGAGCAACGCCUGUACGAAUUGACCAAGCUGGCUGCGCAACUUAGAAGCCUUUUACAAGACAACAAUUUAAUGGAGACACCAGAACCGGAAUCAAUGUCUUCCGCUGAAAGGUCGCUAAGGCACGGUCAGAUGAAACAAUUGAAAAAUAUGAGAAGGCAAUAUAAACAAAAGGCGGCCGAAGAGCAGAAACGCAAGAAACGCCUCAAAGUGGACUCAUGGGAGAUAGUCGACGAAAACGCAGACGAAGACAAUUCCUUAGACAUUAGGGACAUAGAGUUCCGCAUGACCAACGACGCACAGCGGAUACAUUCGCUCAUAAGCGGAGCGAGCGCGAGCAGCGGGCGGGACCUUAUCACUUUGAAGGUGGUGUUAUGCCGAGCACUGUACCCUCAAAUAGCAGUUGCAGACGAAUUUAAUCACUGCAAGUCAGUAUCCGAGCAACUAUACCACACGUGGAGCAAGCCCUUCGUAUUCCUACACCCUACGUCGUUCUUCGGCAAACAGCCGAGGAUGCUUCAGCUGAGCGAGGCCGACAUCCAGACAGAGCUGCCCGCUGGCUUUAAAAGCAAACUGCCUGUCUCCUCUAAACACCAGAUACUGUGUUACUUAUCGCUACUAGAAACGACGAAGCCAUACAUCGUGAACUCCAUGAGAAUGCCCGCCGCUCAAACCCUGCUGCUGUUGGCUCAUUCCAUCGACACCAAUAUCGGCUUUAGUAGAAUCGUGUGUGACUCAUGGUUGUUACUGGAGUUCCCGUACCCAGAGACGGGACUGAAUCUUCUCUUGAAAGCCGCUAAGCUACGACAGCGGUGGGACGCUCUGAUCAACAGGCGAUUGGCGGAUGCAAAUCCAGACAAAUCAGUUGAAUCAGAAUUGAAGAAGCAACCAAAACUGAACUACGAGCAGCUACAACACGACCUGUCAUGCGAUCUCAGUUCUUACAUGUCCAGCGAAGUUUAUUACACUAUAAAGAGGUUGCUACCAGGUGAUCUGAAGGUGUUGUACUAUGGACCUGACGAAGCUCACCCGAAUAUCGACCCUAACCCGUUCGAAGAAGGUUACGAAUGCCAUGCGCAUGAAAAGAAGGGAGGCGUAUAUGUGACGGAUAACAUUGUUUAUAAUUGCGUGGUAGACAACGACUGGAGUUACACCAGCUACCAAGAAUCCUACAACAUCCCCUGGUCCUGCCCUAACUGCGGUAUUUCCGUCUGUCUGUCCCCCUUAGAAAAACUACAACACACACAGUUCACAUGCUCACUCAAAACUGAGGUCAAAACUGAAGCACCUACGACCUCUAGGGAAAAUAAACCAAAUGCUAGGGAAUAUCUGUGUGAAAGUUGCGAGGAAACUUUGUAUAUGACGGCGGUGGAGAUAUUGAAACAUAAGAAGAGUUGUAUAAAGAAAUAAAACUGUAAA